AUGUCUCCAAGGCACAAAUCGUCUGCGCGCAACACGCGAAGUUCCAGCAUCGCGACGCGGAAGAGCUACAGACGGAAUGGACCUUCACAGCAUGGGAAAUAUUGGUAUCCGAUAUUCUUCGAGCGUCGCUUCUCUGGCGACGACCCGCUCGUAGAACAAUGCCGCAGAAUCUUCGUCGGCGAAGUUGAAGGCAAUGAGAACAGCCGGAACGACAAUCCGCAAGGCGGCGGGCAUAGUGACGAGAUCUACGGCGAAGAGGAGAAGACGACUGAGGAUAACAUAAUUACAGAUGACGCAAUGACAACCGCAGGUGUCACCAUCAGCAACACCAAUACAGCUACCAGUUUGCAGCGAUAUCGAGGAAAAGAGAUCAAGCUCUUGUUUGACAAACAGCUUAGCCACAUGUUCCUCAGUGACUGGGACGGAUCGAUCACUUCAUGGGAGGCAAAAGUCGUGAGGAACUUCUUCUCAUGUGAAGACAACAACAACGCAUUCGCCAAAGCUGACGACGCGGCAUGGGCUUGGUUGGACGAUCGCGAAUACUGCACUGGUAACAAAAGGAACCACGUAAGCAGAAUGGGCGCCAUCGAUCUAUGUGCUGCCUUGAGACAAGAACGUUUUGAUGUGCAUGAUGUUCCCGAUGUCGAUCGACGGUUGAUACACAUUGCAAUGGAAACGUCAAUUCGAGCGCAACCUUCGUCGUCUUCCGACUCAGUCUCUACGGCGCACGUUAUCGAAGAAGCCAAUGUUAGCGUUGUGGUAUGUGGGUGGAGUAACACUCAAUGGACUGGAUAUGCUUUCGCCAAUACCCGUGUCGAGGCGGAGGAAGAAGAAGAUACCGAUUCUGAGGAAGAGACCGAAGAUAUGCCUCAACAAGACUUUCUGGCAGCUGAAGACGGCCUGGACUAUGUCCUCAACGCAAACAAUCCAGAGUGGGAUGCGCGCAAAUAUUGGUUGAGAGUUCUCUCAGUUCGCUGCCAACUGGUGUGGAAAGAGUGGCAGUAUCUAGUCCGUACAGUGGAAGAUGCCAUCGACGCAUGGCUUGGCCGUAUACUGGAUCUUGAGGCUAACCGAUUGACCUUCGAGAGCAUUCAACUGAGCAGAGAAACCAACAAGCUGAAUGUGGAGAGCCACAAGUUGACAAUUAAGAGCAAUGAGCUGAACAUGGAGAGCCACAGAUUGAACAAAGAGAGCAACCAGCUCAAUCUGGAGAGCAACCUGCUUAACAAAGACAGCAACCGGAUCAAUAUGGACAAUCACGAUCUGAGUGAGCGGACGCACAAAUUGAACCAACGAACAAGUGUCCUUAGCGACAAGAUGCGCGAAAUUAACGAAUUGAGCAUGAAAGCAGCGCUGGCGAACCAAGCUGCUGCUGCGAAGACGAGCAAUAGCACACGUGUGAACGUCGAGAAUAGUCUCAUGGAAGAAGUCGAAUUGUCGAAGCGAAGAACCUCGACCUUCGUCUCCAGAGGAGCAAGGUAA
This is a messenger RNA of Alternaria ventricosa, 1482 nucleotides long. RefSeq lists its product as uncharacterized. The transcript has 6 exons. NCBI's taxonomy places the organism in Eukaryota, Fungi, Ascomycota, Dothideomycetes, Pleosporales, Pleosporaceae. The coding region runs from base 1 to 1482 and encodes 493 amino acids. The record is from RefSeq and is a predicted model, not a curated record.